AAUUAAAACACAACAAUAACAAUGCUCUGUACCUCCAAAAAUGAAAAUGGCGGUUUCACUUUCAGCUGCUAAAGCCUCUCAAAUUCCUCCCAACUCCUCAGACCUUCCCGACUCUCAAUCCCCAAAAACCCACAAGCCCAAAAACCUUAACUUGUCUUCCAAUCUCCAAACUCGCCAGCUCUCCUUCACAAAAACUCAAGAAACAUCAUCAUCACUCCUCGCCACUUGUUCAUCCAUCAACACCCAGAAGAACCCGAAUGAUGAUUUGCAAAAGCUUUGCCUUCACGGGAAUCUAGAAAAGGCUUUGAAGCUCUUGGAAUCUAUAGAGGAACUUGAUAUUUCCGUGGAAGAAGACUCGUAUAUUGCUCUGUUGAGGCUCUGUGAGUGGAAGAGAGCGCGCGAAGAAGGGGCUCGCGUGCAUUCUUACGUUUCCAAGUCCAUAACCCAUUUGAGCGUUCGGCUCGGAAACGCACUUUUGAGUAUGUUUGUGAGGUUUGGAAACUUGGUUGAUGCUUGGUAUGUGUUUGGGAGAAUGGAGGAAAGGAAUGUGUUUUCUUGGAAUGUGUUGCUUGGCGGGUAUGCAAAAGCCGGCUUCUUUGACGAGGCUUUAAAUUUGUACCAUAGAAUGUUGUGGGUUGGAAUUAGGCCUGAUGUUUAUACUUUUCCUUGUGUUUUGAGGACUUGUGGGGGUGUACCUGACCUGGCAAGGGGUAGGGAGAUUCACGUUCAUGUUGUAAGAUUUGGGUUCGAGUCGGAUGUCGAUGUUCUCAAUGCUUUGAUCACAAUGUACACGAAAUGUGGUGAUAUUGGUAAUGCCCGGUUGGUGUUUGAUAGAAUGCCAAGGAGAGAUAGGAUCUCGUGGAAUGCUAUGAUAGCCGGCUAUUUUGAGAAUGAAGAAUGUUUAGAAGGAUUUAGGUUGUUCUUAAUGAUGCAGAGGUUUUCAAUAGUUCCGGAUUUGAUGACCAUGACGAGUUUGAUAUCUGCUUGUGAGCUACUCGGUGACGAUAGAUUAGGCAAAGCAAUCCAUGGUUAUGUGAUCAAAACAGAUUUCGGUGACGAUGUUUCGGUGGAUAACAGUCUGGUUCAGAUGUACUCAAGUAUUGGGUAUUUGGAGGAAGCGGAAAAGGUUUUCUCGAGAAUGGAGAGUAAAGACGUUAUGUCAUGGACAGCGAUGGUUUCGGGUUAUGAUCACAAUGAGCUUCCUGAUAAGGCUGUUGAAACUUACAAAACGAUGGAGCUCCAGGGUGUUAUACCGGAUGAAAUUACUAUAGCUAGUGUUCUAACCGCUUGUGCUUGUUUAGGCCAUUUAGACAUGGGUCUCAAACUUCACGAGCUUGCUAUCAGGACUAGGCUUAUCUCAUAUGUUAUUGUCGCAAAUACUCUCAUUGAUAUGUAUUCCAAGUGUAAAUGCGUUGAUAAGGCUUUGGAAGUGUUCCAUCGUAUCCCAGAAAAGAAUAUCAUAUCAUGGACGUCGAUUAUUCUUGGACUUAGGAUUAACAAUCGGUGCUUUGACGCUUUGAUUUAUUUUCGGAAAAUGAAACAGUUGGUAAAACCAAAUUCAGUUACUUUGGUUUCUGUCCUAUCUGCAUGUGCUAGAAUAGGAGCUUUGAUGGCUGGAAAGGAGAUUCAUGCUCAUGUUUUAAGGACUGGUGUAGCUUUUGAGGGCUUUUUACCCAACGCCCUCUUGGAUAUGUAUGUACGGUGUGGAAGGAUGGGUCCUGCUUGGAAUCAGUUCAACUCAAACGAAAAAGACGUUGCAGCGUGGAAUAUUCUGCUAACAGGACAUGCCCAGCGAAGGCAAGGAAGGCUUGCUGUGGAGUUAUUUCACAGAAUGGUAGAUUCCCAGGUGACUCCAGAUGAAAUAACCUUCAUUUUGCUACUAUGUGCUUGUAGUAGAUCUGGUAUGGUCACUGAAGGUUUAGAGUAUUUUAGUAGCAUGAUGCCUUAUUACUAUAUCACUCCUAAUCUGAAGCACUACGCGUGUGUUGUCGAUCUACUUGGCCGUGCUGGACGCUUGGAUGAUGCCCAUGAGUUCAUACGCAAAAUGCCUAUAAAUCCAGAUGCAGCCAUAUGGGGCGCUUUGUUGAAUGCUUGUAGGCUUCACAGGCGGGUUGACCUUGGGGAACUCGCGGCGCAACAUAUUUUUGAAAUGGAUGAGGAGAGUGUGGGAUACUACAUUCUCUUGUCUAAACUAUAUUCUGACAGUGACAGAUGGGAUGAAGUUGCGACAGUAAGGCGGAAGAUGAGAGAGAGAGGUGUAAUUGUAGAUCCCGGAUGCAGUUGGGUAGAAGUAAAAGGAAAAGUUCAUGCGUUCCUAAGUGGUGACAGUUUCCAUCCUCAGGUAAAGGAAAUAUGUGCAGUGUUGGAGGGAUUUUAUGCGAGAAUGAAAGGAGCGGGUUUUGGAGGAGCAGAAAGAGGUCCAACUGACAACGUCGAAGCUUCAAAAGCCGAUAUUUUUUGUGGGCAUAGUGAGAGGCUGGCGAUUGCUUUUGGCCUUAUAAAUACCGCCCCAGGGACACCUAUUUGGGUAACGAAGAAUCUAUACAUGUGCCAAAGCUGUCAUGACACGGUGAAAUUUAUCUCUACGGUUGUGCGGAGGGAGAUUUCGGUGAGAGAUGUUGAAGAGUUCCACCAUUUUAAAGAUGGCAUCUGCUCUUGCGGAGAUGAGGGUUAUUGCAACAAAACCUGA
Messenger RNA from Morus notabilis, 2689 nucleotides. RefSeq names its product pentatricopeptide repeat-containing protein At1g15510, chloroplastic. The coding region runs from base 41 to 2689 and encodes 882 amino acids. Lineage: Eukaryota; Viridiplantae; Streptophyta; Magnoliopsida; Rosales; Moraceae. Gene Ontology annotation, biological process: RNA modification. The record is from RefSeq and is a predicted model, not a curated record. Gene Ontology annotation, molecular function: zinc ion binding; protein binding; RNA binding. The transcript has a single exon.